AUGGCUUGCUUAUUGCCAGCAGUACCAGUUUCACAAACCCAGAACAUAACUGCUGACAAUCUGAAUACGGAAUAUGUAAAAUCAGUUGACUUCGAUAAAGAACGGCGAAAACCGGAAGUUCCACCGCUGGAGAUGGAUAGACGGACAUUUGCAUUGACGUCUGUUACGGACUUUGAAUGGGUUGUGUUGGUGGAUGGGAAGACGAAUGUGGCGAAGAAGGUAGACUCUUCGGCGAUCGCGAAUCUUCUGUUCACUUUGCGGUCAUUCCGUGUGCCGGAAAAUGCGAUGCGGAGGCGAAGAAGACUCAGCACGAAUACGGCACGUACCCCCAACGCACAACGACGCAGCAGCAUCACGCCAAUCGCUUCGGCGUUCUCUGCGCCUCCCGCUGGACAACGCAAAGUCUCGGUCCCACCGGACAGCCCACGUUAUCCCCGACGUACCUCACUGGCAGAAAUCAUGGUCUCCAGAGCCAUCGAACUCGAGGCCUAUUAUCGCUCCUCCGAGACCACAGAACUUGGUCUUCAGCCUGUCAACUGCUGGUUUGCGGAUGAAAUCGCAGAGCUCCCCAAACUCGGCUCAAUCGUGCGCCCGGCGACCUACGGACCUCCACGGCCGGACAGUUCCAAGAUACAAAUCAAAGUAAGUGUGUCAUGUCCUGUCUCUGUGACCUCAGGUUACCAGACGUUAUUCAACGGUGUGCUACACAACGGUGUGCUACACAACGGGGUGUUACACAACGGUGUGUUACACAACGGUGUGUUACACAACGGUGUGUUACACAACGGUGUGUUACACAACGGUGUGUUACACAACGGUGUGUUACACAACGGUGUGUUACACAACGGUGUGCUACACAACGGUGUACUUGUAUGGAUGGUAUCCCGUGUUAUAGGUGGAGAAUGCGAAGCCGUCGGAUUUGAACGAGUUGCGGUGGUUGUUGGGAGAGAUAAUAAAUGUAGAGGGUGCGAGUGCGUUUACGCGUUUCGUGGAGGGACAAAGUUUGACGAAUGUGCAUAUAGUGGUAGAGGAAGGCGCGGUGAAUCCUGA
Molecule: messenger RNA, 1050 nt
Organism: Gregarina niphandrodes
Lineage: Eukaryota; Apicomplexa; Conoidasida; Eugregarinorida; Gregarinidae
Exons: 2
Coding region: 1-1050 (349 amino acids)
Source: RefSeq, a predicted model, not a curated record